Messenger RNA from Drosophila willistoni, 1194 nucleotides. Its product is annotated as cell cycle negative regulator roughex. The transcript has 2 exons. The record is from RefSeq and is a predicted model, not a curated record. Lineage: Eukaryota; Metazoa; Arthropoda; Insecta; Diptera; Drosophilidae. Bases 133 to 1089 code for a protein of 318 amino acids.
ACAAAACAAACCCAAACAAAGUCAGCAUUGCAAAAAUCCAAAAUUUAAAUCUAAGUGUUUGUUUUUAUUUAUUUUAACUGUGACUAUAUAAUUUAAGGUUCUAUAUUUUUUAAAGCAAGUAUAUUAACAAAAAUGAGUGAACACAGCAAAAGCGUGACAACAGCACCGGAUGUUGCAUCAAGGAUAAUUAUACUAAAGGAUGAGGAGUCUACACCUAGCAGCAUUAUUCAACGAUUUAUUCAAAGCGUGAACGAUGGCACUGUGCGUACCGAACUGGCGGAGGAUUGCAUACUCAAUUUUUUUGGGCGCCACAUUACAGGCAUAGAUUCAGUGACGGGUUAUAUGAGGACGCAGUUAAUGGAUCGAUUCAGACAUGCUGGCUUCAGUGAAGCUCAACCUUGUGAUCCUGCCGAUGAGGUGAUACUUAGGGAGCGUUUUGCCCGCACUUUUGAUCGAACGCGUCGUCGCCUGCACCAGCAGAAGGAGCGCGUGCGCGCCACCACAUUGCAUCUGCUCGCAGAGAGUGAUGACGACGAGGAGGUGGGUCGUGGAUCGACCCAAGUGCCCAGUCAUUUGGUUACACCGCCACGUCCGUCGACGCAUAAUACGGAACUUUUGACAUAUAUUCAAGCCAAAGGAAUGCUAGACCCCAUACAUGACUCAGAUGAUGGUGGCAUUGAUUUGGGUGAUUCUCGCCAAGUGCAGCUAACACUGGGUUAUCGUAGGGAACACAGUGACGAGAUCUAUCUCGCUCUAUAUGAAAAGUUCAGACAACUCAGGCAAAAGUCUACAUUGGCACCACCCACACCACGGGCUAUUCAGUGGCGCCGCCAUGGGGCGGACACCGAGGAACAGGCAACAAUACCAGAACCACGUAGUGUACGCCGAACGCUUUUUGCAAGUGGAUCAGAUGAUUUGGAAGCCGGUGAUGGUAAAGUCCUUGUAAGCCCGCAGGUCGUCAAGCUGGAAAAGCCAACGGCUGCAACUUGUAGUCCAUCUCGUUCAUUGCUGACUCCUCGCAAGCGUCAUCAUCGCAAUCAGACGGAUGUAGAACCCAAACGUCCAGCCGGACUCCGCUUCUAUGUUUAAAGAUCUUAUUUUAUUUUUACUAUUUUUGCUAAUGUUUAUAUUUCUGUAGCGCAAUUAUCGACCUUACACUAUUUUAGCAUUAUAUUAUGAUAAGUUUAAUUAUUA